Messenger RNA from Suncus etruscus (white-toothed pygmy shrew), 594 nucleotides. It is a transcript of the gene GP9, whose product is annotated as glycoprotein IX platelet. The record is from RefSeq and is a predicted model, not a curated record. Bases 1 to 594 code for a protein of 197 amino acids. Lineage: Eukaryota; Metazoa; Chordata; Mammalia; Eulipotyphla; Soricidae. The transcript is spliced from 2 exons.
AUGACCCUGGCCGGAACAGUUCAGGUCCUAGAGUGUCCUACAGGAGGUUGCAGAGCACUGAUGAUAUCUGCGUGGGGGAUCCUUUUCCUGCUCUGGGGGACGGCAGCCACCAGUAGCUGCCCUCCUCUAUGCACCUGCCAUGUCCUGGAAACCCUGGGGUUGUGGGUGGACUGUGUGGGGCGCGGGCUCUCAGCCUUGCCUGCCCUGCCCAUCCACACCCGCCAGCUCCUCUUGGCCAACAACAGCCUGCGCUCUGUGCCCCCCGGCGCCUUCGACCACCUGCCGCAGCUGCAGCUGCUGGAUGUGGCUGAGAACCCGUGGCACUGCGACUGCAGUCUCACCUACCUGCGCCUCUGGCUGGAGGACCACACGCCCGAGGCCCUGCAGCAUGUCCACUGCGCCAGCCCACCCCGAGCCACACGCCGUCCACUGGGCCAGCUGACCGGCCAUGAGCUAGGCAACUGUGGCUGGCAGCUGAACGAGCCAUGGAUCCAGAACAGGAUCUGGUGGGACGUGGGGCUGGUGAUUGUCGCCCUGCUAAGCCUGACACUCCUGGCAGGGCUGCUCUGCACAGUGUCACAGUCCCAGGACUAG